AUGAAGGUGGCUGUAUUGUCCCUUUUUAUGACCGCUGUGUCGGCCGCCUCACUCCCAAGCUAUAGGUUUGUCGGAAGAGUCAACCCGGCGACCAAACAGCUCACAUGGCCGAGCACCGGAGUGGCUUUCACCUUCAAGGGAACUACCGCCAGUAUCAAGAUUGACGGUAUCACUGGAACAUCAAGCGCGGAUCUGAUCAUCGACGGUGGCAACCCAAUUCUCGUUAAAAAUGUAGAGGGAACAUCGAUCUCGACCCCAAAGCUCACUCAGGGUACCCAUACUGUUGAACUUCGCAAGCGAUCUGAAGCAUCUUUCGGUUCCUUCCGAGUUUCCGGCGUCAGCACGGAUGGUCAACUGGUCGAGAACGUAGCACCAAAGCGCAAGAUUGAGAUCAUCGGCGACUCCAUCACCGUUGGGUACGGUCUUGAUGGCGUUAAUCCUUGUGUCGAUUCAGCUGUUCUGCAGAACAACGGCAAGACAUAUGGUGCUGUGGCAGCGAGAGCUUUAAAGGCGGAUUAUAGUGUCGUCGCUUGGAGUGGCAAGGGUCUCAUCCGCAACUAUGCCCAGAACCCUCCCGACACUUCACCAACGAUGCCGGUUCUCUACACGCGCUACGGAGCCAACGACGCCGAUAACAGUUUCAAGUUCCCCAGUUCAUGGGUUCCUGACGCUGUUGUGAUCAACCUCGGCACAAAUGACUUCAGUUACCUCAACGUGCGCCAGCCAGUCAACCCUGCAGACCUGACUCAAGCUCUGGUCAAGUUGGUGAAGAGCAUACAGCCACACUACCCCAAGGCUCAGUUCUUCUUUGUGUCUUCUCCGCUCCUCAGCGAUUACUACCCUACCACGGCUGAUGCGCAGAAGUCCACACAUGUCAAAGUUCUCAAGGAUGCCAUGCAGCAGCUGACUGGUGUCAAGACUCAUCUGGUUGAUUGGCCUACUCAGGGAUCUGAUUCAGGAUGUGACUAUCACCCAAAUGCUGCUACGCAAGCCAAGGGCGGUGCACUUCUGGAGGCCUCUAUCAAGGCAGCUCUGGGAUGGUAA
Messenger RNA from Fusarium tjaetaba, 1044 nucleotides. RefSeq names its product lipase acylhydrolase. Lineage: Eukaryota; Fungi; Ascomycota; Sordariomycetes; Hypocreales; Nectriaceae. Gene Ontology annotation, molecular function: carboxylic ester hydrolase activity. The record is from RefSeq and is a predicted model, not a curated record. Bases 1 to 1044 code for a protein of 347 amino acids. The transcript is spliced from 2 exons.